Molecule: messenger RNA, 2046 nt
Organism: Sus scrofa (pig)
Lineage: Eukaryota; Metazoa; Chordata; Mammalia; Artiodactyla; Suidae
Source: RefSeq, a predicted model, not a curated record
UUCCUCCUCCGGGCCUCGAGAAAACCACAGGGCGCGGGCCAGGGCGGGCCGCCCCCAGGGAGCCGGCAGGAUGGCCGAGGGCAAGACAGGCGGUGUCGCGGGCCUCUUCGCCAAGCAGGUGCAGAAGACGCUCAACCGGGCCCAGGAGAAGGCGGAAGGUCACAAGCUAUACAAGGACCUGAAGAACUUCCUCAGUGCAGUCAAAGUGAUGCAUGAAAGUUCAAAGAGAGUGUCCGAAACCCUGCAGGAAAUCUACAGCAGCGAGUGGGACGGUCAUGAGGAUCUGAAGGCCAUCGUAGGGAAUAACGAUCUCCUUUGGGAAGACUAUGAAGAGAAGCUAGCUGACCAGGCCUUGAGGACCAUGGAAAACUAUGUCGCCCAGUUCAGCGAGGUUAAGGAAAGAAUCGCCAAGCGGGGCCGGAAACUCGUGGACUAUGACAGCGCCCGACACCACCUGGAGGCGGUGCAGAAUGCCAAGAAGAAAGACGAAGCGAAGACUGCCAAGGCAGAGGAAGAGUUCAACAAAGCCCAGAUUGUAUUUGAAGAUCUGAACAAGGAGCUACUAGAGGAGCUGCCUAUUCUUUAUAACAGUCGCAUUGGCUGUUACGUGACCAUCUUCCAAAACAUUUCCAAUUUGAGGGAUGUCUUCUACAGGGAGAUGAGCAAGCUGAACCACAAUCUCUACGAGGUGAUGAGCAAACUGGAGAAGCAACAUUCCGACAAAGUCUUCGUGGUGAAGGGACUCUCAAGUGGCAGCAGGCGCUCUUUAGUCAUCUCCUCCCCGGUGCGAACAUCGGCCGUCUCCAGCCCGCUUGGCUCUCCUACCAGUCCUUCCGCACUUGCCCUAAAGAAUGAGAGCGACUCCGCUUCAGCAAGUGAGGAAGAGCUGGCCUCUGAUUCAGCCCAGGAAGAAGGCAACCCGGAGAUGAAAGAAGAGCCCUUCAAAGACCAGGAAGUAGAGGAGGAGGCUGCAGGCAGCUCCUCCGGGGAGGGACCCCUGCCAGCCUGCAACGGCCCCACCCCGGCCCAGCCCGCACCCUCGGCCGCCCCCGAGGCUGGAGAGGCCCAGGAGGAAGGCCCGUGCUCCCCAGCUCCAGCGCCAGGCGGAGCCCCGCUCCCCUCAGAGCAGGCUUCAUCCUUCCCAGAAGUCGUCCUCCGAACCCGCACCUCGAGUGAAGGAUCUGAGCAGCCGAGGAAGAGAGCCCCUUCGCAGAGGGCCUCGGCGCCCCCGCACAGGCCUCCGCCACCCAGAGCCACUCCCAGCCCCGGGCCCACCUCAGAGAGCGUGCCCACCAGCCUUCCAGCCUCCGAGCAGGGUUCACCCGUCAACCCGAGGGCCUCCUUGGGGGCCAAGACGCCAAGUCCCAGGGCCUCCGUAGAGGUCUGUCCUGAUCCGCAGCCGCCAGUGAGAACUCCUGAGGCCGAAGAAAAGGAACCCACCGACAGUCCGAGCCCAGAAGAACUCUGCACGUCUCCCACCUUGGUGAGCUCUCAGAACCAGCUUCAUGCUUCUGUGGUUCCAGAAGAGAGCAACGUCACAGCAUCUGAGCCUCAAGAAGAGGUGUCAACGAUUCAAAGUGAACAAUUCUGAAGAGGAACUGCCAAGACCUCCCUCCGACACACACCUUCCCAGAGAAGCUCUUCCGCUAGAGGAUAUAGGUCAGAGGGACUUUACGAUCCAGCAUUCAUUUCUGGUUUUUUCCAAACUGAAUGCUGGUGUUCUCGACACACCUGGCAUUAAUGGAGCCUGAGGAGCAGGCCUGGGGGAGGGAGGGAGGCAGGCUUGGGAGAAGAGACUCUUAGACUCAGGGAGUAUUUAAUUCAGGUUUUAGCAUUGUUAGAAUAAUAAGACUUUAUAUGGUAAUUAAAGUCAGGCUAAAAUGGCUAUAAAAAGCAAAAGCAUCUGUAGACAUACGCCUUGGUCCACACCCGGAUAUAUAAGUACACACUCAGAGAAUAGUGAACGAAUCUUUAUUACUCAUUUUGUAAGACUUAAAACCAAAAGCACAGAUUUUCAGAUUAUUAAAUAAAGUAUCAUUCUGACUA